Messenger RNA from Capronia epimyces CBS 606.96, 2157 nucleotides. RefSeq lists its product as uncharacterized. NCBI's taxonomy places the organism in Eukaryota, Fungi, Ascomycota, Eurotiomycetes, Chaetothyriales, Herpotrichiellaceae. The transcript has a single exon. The record is from RefSeq and is a predicted model, not a curated record. Bases 1 to 2157 code for a protein of 718 amino acids. Gene Ontology annotation, molecular function: protein binding. Gene Ontology annotation, cellular component: extracellular matrix.
AUGUCAUCCAGUGAGCCGUAUAUCGGCCAACGCCGCUCUUAUGCGGGAGCCCUCUGCACAGUCCGUUACAUCGGGCCUCUUUCCAACACCGCAGGGGACUGGCUGGGUGUGGAAUGGGAUGAUGCCAGCCGCGGAAAACACGACGGCCAGUAUGAAGGCAAACGCAUUUUUCAGUAUCUUUCAUCGUCAGCCACGGCCGCAUCAUUCGUCAGGCCUUCUCGAAAGGAUGACCCGGAACGCACUCUUCUCGAGGCAAUCAAGUUCAAGUACGCGGCGUCGAAUGAUCCAGCCCGGAGUUCUGGUUCAGGUGAUGCUACAGAGGGGACGAUUGAGAUUUCGGGAAAGGUGGUGGAAGAAGUGGGAUUUGACAAGAUUAAGAAGCAGCUGUCGAUCCUCUCUGACCUCAAGAUUGUGCUUGUGGACGAGUUGGUCGUGUCUGGCAUUGCGCCGAGGGGGGCGUCGCGAGAGGACAUCCAAGCGGCGCAAAUUGAGCUUGCAAGAACAUGUCCAAAUAUCGUGGAACUGGAGUUGGGUUGGAACAUCAUUGAGACAUGGCAGGAUAUUGUCGACAGCUCUGCCCCGUUCAAAAAGCUGAAGAUAUUGAAAGCAAGCGGCCUUCGUCUAAGAGGGUUCGAAGCGAAUCCUCUCGACGGGGAAGCCAGUCAAUUCCGAACUCUCCAGGAAUUGCAUAUGAACGAGUGUCUCCUGACGCCAGCGCAAAUACUGCAAGUCCUAUCAUCGGCAGGUCUGCAUGGUUUUUCCUCCCUCAAGACGCUCUCACUAUCAUCGAACGAACUGGAAACUGUCGACGACAUCAAUGCCAACCAGGAGUUUGCAUAUCCAUCCGUCACGGCCGUGGUCCUCGACAACAACAGAUUCACCAACUUGUCAUCGCUGCCGACACUGACGGCGCUGUUCCCCAAUACCAGCACGCUCUCUUUCCAAGGUAACGCAAUAUCACAUCUUGGUCUUGGGCCCGCCACAGAGACAGGCCCUCGACGCUUUGAGCAAGUCGAAACACUGAAUCUCGCUGGGAACCAAAUUUCAGACUACUCAUUCGUCGACGCGCUGGCUACGAUGUUUCCCAACCUCACGUCAUUACGUAUUUCUCGAAACCCGCUAUUUGCUCAGGCCGAGCCUUCCACCGUUGACGCACAAAAUUCGCGCGCAGCCUCACUAUCAGACUCUACAUCGUACUAUCUAACGUUGGCACGGAUUCCGCAUUUGAAGUCACUGAACUACACGGCCAUCACGCCCCGCGACAGAGAGGAAGGGGAGAUCUACUAUCUGUCUGUGGCGGAGAAAGAGAUCAAACCAAUUUUGGAAUCGCGAGACUCCAACGACAGCUCACUCCUGCCUGACCAAAGAGUCAACCUGGCUCGCCAAAGACAUCCGCUCUAUUCUACUCUCUGCGCGAAACAUGACCGAGACGAUGUGAUCGAUCGCUUUCUACAGAUUUCUAAACAGACACCCGAAACCACUUCGACGCCAGCCAGAUCGGCCCUCGAAGACUAUGCCCCAGGGACGCUGGGCUCACGCCUGGUCGACACGUAUUUCUACAUCCACCGUACUGGCCCCCAGGAGGAUGUUACAUCGACACCGACAUUGACCUCGACCAUUCAAUCAUCCUCUUUCCGCCGUCCCUUGCCUAUCACGGUAUCCGUGUACCGGCUGAAAUCGCUUCUGGCGAAACAACUUAAUCUCCCUGCGCUACAAUUUAGACUGAUCUACGAAUCUCAUGAAUACGAUCCCGUCGAGCCCAUCUCUAGGACAACCGCCAUGGGUGGUGGAAAGGAAGACUGGGAGGCGUGGGGUGAUUGGGACGUGGACGACGAUGACGACCUCGCGGGAUCCGCUCAAGAGCCCAUCGGUGCCGAAGACAGGGCCUCAGCAGUCGAUGGCAAGCAAGGUCGGCCCGAGCCUCGCUCACAAACAGCAACAGCCCCGCCGAACCUUGAUGUCUACACAGACAGUGCGCCCAAAUACAUCACCCGUGACGGACAACGCUUCAAGAAGCGGGAGACUGAGAUCUUGGACGGAAUGCGUCCGUGGGGGGAUUUCCUUGAUCUGGAUGGGCCGGAUGGUUCGAGGAGGCGAGAUGCCAGAGUUAGGAUUGAGCCUUUGUCCUCCUUCCCUACCGGCCAAGGCAGGCAAUAG